Molecule: messenger RNA, 642 nt
Organism: Penicillium manginii
Lineage: Eukaryota; Fungi; Ascomycota; Eurotiomycetes; Eurotiales; Aspergillaceae
Product: ETC complex I subunit
Exons: 3
Coding region: 1-642 (213 amino acids)
Biological process (GO): electron transport chain
Source: RefSeq, a predicted model, not a curated record
AUGUCGCUCCUUCGAGUUGGUGGCGCCGUUCGCCUCGGUGCGACUCGUCUGGCCUCCCCUGUCAAUGCCCGUUUCGUCUCCGGUCCUUCCGACCAGGUCAAGACCAGCGAUGCUCCCACCACCACCAAGCACGGCAACAUCUUGAUCAACAAGCAGACUCCCACCCAGGCUCUGGCUCGUCACCAGCCCGAUUAUGAGGCUACUAUCGAUCACGGUACCUCACAAUACUCACCCGUGCCCAAGCGCGUGAUGGAUGGCAGUGAGCCCGGCACCACUCUGCCCGCCGCUGUUCUCUCCGGCGCUCCUACCGAUCUCCAGGCCCGCACUGUUCGCAUCUACCGCCCCGCGAAGCCCGCUUCUCAAUCCGGUACUUGGCACUCUCACCACUGGCGUAUGGACUGGGAUAUUCUGCAGAGGGGUCACCGCUGGGAGAACCCGCUGAUGGGAUGGCAGUCGUCCGCCGACGGCAUGCAGGGCACCAACAUCAAGUUCAAGUCCAAGGAGGAUGCCAUUGCCUUUGCCCAGAAGCAGGGAUACGAGUACUUCGUCCAGGAGCCUAAUGAGCGCCGCUUCAUCCCCAAGGCCUACGCCAACAACUUCCUUUACGAGAACAGGAAGCUCAAGCACAUCAAGACCAAAUGA